AGUCAUUCUGGCUCGAGCCAUUUGAUCGACACCCAUCUGCUUCACGCCAGAUCAUUUGUGCAAUUCCCAGUGGGCGUCUCACAUUCAGACGCGCAAUUUAUAGGCCUGCGAAGCGACGAUGGUGUUUCUGGACGCAGAGCAUCUCGUUGCCCCUUCUGCGGAGGAGGAAGCAAGUCCUUGCAAUGCAGAAGCCAGUUGCAGUAAACAAGGUCUUUCGAAACGCUCGAAAUAUGGUGCUCUCACAGUGGUGGCGCUGCUGCUGCUUGUCGGCCUAGUCCUCACAGCAACUGUCGUUCAACAGAAAGCGCCGCUCCAAUCAUCCACAGACUUCAUCGAAGAGGACAUGGACCAAGACAUGCUUGAUGCCGUCAACCAGGAGAGGACACAGCGAGGCCUGAGCGCUCUUUGCUACAAUUCGAAGCUCAUCAACGCGGCAUCGGCGCACACUGAAGACAUGGCGUACUAUGACCGAAUGAGUCACACGGGGAGCGAUGGGUCGGACCCUGGUCAGCGGAUUACUCGGGCGGGGUAUGGGUACAGCGCAUAUUGUGAAAAUGUUGCCUAUGGACAGCGUUCCGUCAGUUCCGUAAUGAAUAGUUGGAUGAACAGCGAGGGUCACAGGGCAAACAUUCUCAACUCCGGGAUUACCCACUUUGGCUACGCGAAGAACGACAAGUAUUGGACGCAGGUGUUUGCUUCCGGUAGUAGCGAGUCUUGCAGCCAGGGCUUUGGCGGGGGAGACACGUGUGCCUUUCCCACCACCUAUGGUGGCAAGACGAUGCCAGGGUGCACCACUGAAGGCCAUGAUGAUAAGGCAUGGUGCUACACCACAGCGGGACCAGGCAAGUGGAGAGAGUGCACUGCAGCUGAUAAUGCUUGUUCUUUCCCGUUCACGUACGAGGGUACAGAGUAUUGGCAUGGGUGUACUAAAGACGGCCAUCAUGCGGCAUGGUGCUACACCGCGAAAGGUUCGGGCGAUUACAAAGUGUGCAGUGCGGCUGACGAUGCUUGUGAGUUUCCUUUCACGUACAAGGAUAAGGAGUACCGGCAAUGCACAAACGUAGAUUACACCAAGGAUUGGUGUUACAAGGUUGGAGGUGGUUGGAUGGACUGCUUCUGAGAUGGAGACAUCAUGAGCCGUACGAAGCCUGCGCGUACGCACCCGACAUGCACAUGCGGCACACGUGUCUCCACUCUUUGGUGUUGCCCUUCGUGCCGCACAAACAGCCGGCCGGGCCGCAAUUUCCUCGGGCUGCGUCUGGCCUAUUUUGCCCUUCGUGCUGGCAUGCCAAGCGGGCCGCCGCAAGCUCCUCGGGCUGCGUCCGGCCUGGCCUGCCCAGCUGCAGCCGGUGGUAGUCCUGGGUUUUUCAGGUCUCGCGCGGGCUCCUUUGCGGGUGGGUGGCUUGGUUGAUCAGGAUACACCUGACACCAAUAGUCUUCAGAAGCGCCUCUGCAUUGCAAUCUGCUGACGGCGCGAGAGACGGAGAGGCUGGACGACAUCGGGACGGCUUGCGAGGGCUACGAUUUCGUCGGCCUGAUCGGCACACAGCGACGGUGCGACCUCCCCAUCCAAGAACAACGAGGGGGGGAGCGCUGAGUGGAUGGAAGCGAGCCAGCUUCAGCAAUAAGUCUGCAGGCGUGCUCUUGAGCUUCGGCAGCAAAUUCAAACCUCGGCACCUGAGACGGGUAGCGGCGGCACCUGAACAGUGCGCAAGGCGAGGCCUAGCAGCACGACUGACUUCAAGGCAGUUUGGCUUCACGCUGAUAGGCUUAUAUGCGCCGCCGAGACCGACCUGGUCAGAGACCAGAUCGGCAUAUGAGAAGUGCGUGGACACGCUGAUGGAUUGGCUGCAAGAGAUCCUCCAACAGACCCC
Messenger RNA from Prorocentrum cordatum, 1874 nucleotides. The record is from the annotation of a GenBank genome assembly. Lineage: Eukaryota; Dinophyceae; Prorocentrales; Prorocentraceae.